This is a messenger RNA of Physella acuta, 2614 nucleotides long. Its product is annotated as ribosomal oxygenase 1. The record is from RefSeq and is a predicted model, not a curated record. Gene Ontology annotation, molecular function: histone H3K4 demethylase activity; histone H3K36 demethylase activity. Gene Ontology annotation, cellular component: nucleolus. NCBI's taxonomy places the organism in Eukaryota, Metazoa, Mollusca, Gastropoda, Physidae.
UAAGUACAAAUGCUGAUAAACUAAAGCAACUGUAAUCGAUCAAUGAAAAUUCAGACGCGGAACUCUUGAAUGUACACAAAUGUGGUACUGAGUCAUCAUAUGGCAAUACUUUAACCAGUGUCAACUUAAGUUUUAUGAUAAAACGUGAAGAAAAAUGAAUGUGAAAAAGGUUUCAGCUUUUACUGUCUUUAACAGUGACAAGAAUACACUGAAAAAAAAGACAAAAGACAAUAUUCCUCACCUGCCACCAACAAGUAAAGAAGAAAAAAGCAUGAUACCAUUAAGGAGAGCCCAAAGUUCUCAGUCCAUGGAGCGAGGGGAAAAACAUAAGGAAUCAAAUGGUGGCAGUGGAUCCAGAGGGAAGAGGUUUCUGAAUGCUUUAAGAAGUGGACAUAUUAGAGAGAGUAUUCGACUAUCUGGCAAAAAGAAUCGGCCAUCAUCCCUUACAUCAUUGGAUCAUGAUAGUCCAUUCCCAGGAUUGGCAAAAAUUUCUCUGGUGGGCCCGAAAAAAAAUAGUAAUGAAGAACUUCAGUCAUUGGCCAGAAAAAGAUUACUCGACACUUUGCAGAAAGAUACCAGUUUAGAUAAAACACCAGUUUCUAGGAAAAGUCCAAGGGAUAAAUCCACCCCUAAAGAUGGAAAGAACACUCCUAAUAAAGUCAAAAGUUCGGCUGAGAAACCACACAAAACACCCCCUGUGGCCAAAAGUAGCCCCAGACAAACCAAACCCCACCCUGAGAAACCCCCAAAAGUAUCUCCACCUCUUCCAAAGGUCUCAACACAGAUCUCUAAAGCUCUGCUAGAAAUGAACUCAUCCACUGAAGAGUUACCUGUUUUGAAGCAAAGUACAGCUAACCAAACUCGAGUUAACAAUGUUAUUCACAAUGUCAGUGAGGAGCAGAAAGAAAAACGUGGCAAGAAGAGGAAAGACUCUGAGGCAUCCAACAGCAGUAAGAAGAAAAGAAAAACUGAUAGAAUGAUAAAGGUGUCUGCUACAGAUAUGGAGUUACCUUACAUGUAUGACAGCACAGCAGAAGCCAAAAAACUUUUUGAAUGCAUGAUUCACCCUGUGAAGACUGACAGAUUCUUUACAGAAUUGUGGGAGAGGAAACCUCUACUAGUCAAGCGCCACACACCAGACUACAACAAGGGAUGGUUCUCAACAGCAGAGUUUGAUAAAAUCCUUCGACAGGAAAAUAUCCAGUGGGGCGUUAACCUUGAUGCCACCUCUUUCAUUGAUGACAAGAGGGAGACACAUAAUCAGAGUGGCAGAGCACACGCUCCUGUGGUUUGGGAUCUGUACCAGGCUGGUUGUUCUCUGAGGCUGUUGAACCCACAGACAUACAGCAGAAAUGUUUGGAAAGUCCUCUCUGUGCUACAAGAAUAUUUUGGUUGUUGUGUUGGUGCCAACAUCUACCUGACGCCACCAGGGACCCAAGGCUUUGCUCCACAUUACGAUGACAUUGAAGCUUUCAUCCUGCAGCUGGAAGGGAAAAAACAUUGGAGGUUGUACAGUCCGAGAACUGAUGAUGAAAUUCUACCCAGAUUUUCCAGUAAAAACUUUUCCCAGUCUGAAAUUGGUGAGCCCAUACUGGACACAGUUCUUGAGGCUGGAGAUUUGCUUUAUUUCCCCCGUGGUACCAUCCAUCAGGGAGAUGCAACAGAUGAGCAUUCUUUACACAUAACAGUAUCAUGUUAUCAGCUCAACACUUGGGGGGAUCUCUUACAAAAGUUAUUACCUGCUGCUAUUGAAAUGGCGUUGCAAGAGAGUGUGGAGUUCCGGGAAGGUCUGCCAAGAAACUAUCUGAGCUACAUGGGCAUUGUGAAUUCAGAGAAGGAAGUCCCUGAGAGAAAGGAGUUCAUCGACAAAGUUCAGUCACUAGUGAGCAACUUGAUUGGUGCUCUCCCCAUUGAUUCAGCUUGUGACCAGAUGGGGAAACAACUCAUGUAUGACUCUAUGCCCCCUGUUUUGACUGAAGUUGAGAAAAGCUGCAGUAUACACGGCGCAGGUGAAAGGUGGGACCCUACCUAUAAGAGAGUUGUGGGCGUGUCAGAGCUUCAGCCUGAGACUGUGGUCAAGCUGAUUAGGAAAGGUGUUUUAAGACUUCUUACAGAGGAGGAUAAAGUUCGUAUUUAUUAUAACGUGGAGAAUGCUCGUGUAUACAGAAGUACAGAACCCAAUUUCAUAGAAAUUACAGCAGAGAUGGCACCAGCUGUAGAGUACUUAAUCAAUGCAUAUCCUGAGUACACAAGUAUUGAGAGCCUACCACUAGAAAACAUAGCUGAUCAGAUUAAUGUAGUAUCUCUGUUGUACGAGAAAGGUCUUUUGAUAACUAGUGAACCACUGGAGCCAACAUAUGAUGAACCUGGUGACGACACUGACGAAGAGUUCUCUUGAAUUUUUAUUUUAUUUAUCUCGAGAAGACAUAAAUGUUGAAGAAAAGAAACAUGGUUGUUAAAAAAUGUUUUCUUUAUAUGUGCUUUUAAAAAAUAAUAGAUGUGUAAAUAAGUUGUUUUAAUGUUUUUAAUUGCUUAACAGUAACUAUUAAGACCGUUUACUUGUAUGUUAAAGUAAUUGAUUAAAAAAUUGUGCUUUGAAUAAUGUCUUGUGGCU